GAACCACCAGUUGACAUUUUACACUUGACGUAAACAGGGUGUUUAUUAGUGGCAUCAUGGUUUUCAUUGCAACUUUAGUCUGCCUCAUAAUAACUGCUGCAAGUUUAAUUGCUUACUUUAUCAAACGCCGAUAUAAUUAUUGGAAAAGACUUGGAAUUCCACACGAUAAACCAGUUUUUCCAUAUGGAAGUGUAAAAGAUUACAUGACAACACGUCACGCCCGGUAUGUAAUGCAGGAAUACUAUGAUAAAUACAAGAACGCUGGACCCUUUGCUGGAAUGUAUUUCUUUAUAACACCGGCUAUCUUGGUUUUGGAUCUUGAUCUUGUUAAAGAUAUUCUCAUCAAAGAUUUCCAUAACUUUAGUGAUCGUGGAAUGUAUACCAAUGAAAAAGAUGAUCCCUUGUCGGGUCAUUUAUUUUCUCUUGAUGGUGAAAAGUGGCGAACAAUGCGGAAUACCGUUUCACCGACAUUUACGUCUACUCCAUCGGGCAAAAUGAAAUUUAUGUUUCCGACAAUUGUGACAGUUUGUGAUGAACUUUUGGAAGUUCUUUCCAAAUCCGUGGAAAUUGAUCCAGUGAUUGAAAUUAAGGACUUGUUGGCACGGUUUACUACCGACGUGAUUGGAACUUGUGCAUUUGGCAUCGAGUGUAACAGUCUCAAAGAUCCGAAUGUAGAAUUUCGAGUUGUUGGUGUCAAGGCGUUCACAAAAACCAGACACGGUAAAAUAGUUGAAGGUCUAAUAUUUGGAUUCCCAAAUUUGGCGAAAAAGCUUGGAAUGCGUUUGAUUCACGAUGAAAUUCAUGAGUUUUUUAUGCGAGUAGUUAGAGAGACUGUUGAAUAUCGUGAGAAGAAUUCUAUCAAACGGAAUGACUUUAUGGAUCUGAUGAUUGAAAUGAAGAAUUCUGGCAGUGGUUUGACAGUGGAACAGAUUGCAGCUCAGGCAUUUAUAUUUUUUGUAGCCGGUUAUGAGACCUCUUCAAUGACCAUGGGAUUUGCACUUUACGAACUUGCACGUAAUCAGGAAAUCCAAGACAAACUCCGAGCAGAGAUUAAUUCGUGUUAUGAGCAACACAAUGGACAGUUUAAAUAUGAAGCAAUGUCAGAAAUGCCAUACAUGGAGAAAGUUAUUAAAGAAACACUUCGCAAAUAUCCUCCAAGUUUGGCCUUGAUGCGAAAAUGUCGCAAUGAUUAUCCAACUAAAAAUCCAAAAUUUAUAAUCCCAAAGGGAACGAUUUUAAUGAUACAAGCAGAUGCCAUUCAAAAUGAUCCUGAAAUUUAUCCAAAUCCAGACAAAUUUGAUCCGGAACGAUUUAGCCCGGAAGAAGUUCAGAAACGACAUCCUAUGACUUGGUUACCAUUUGGCGAUGGACCUAGAAAUUGUGUUGGAUUGAGAUUUGGAAAGAUGCAAAUUAAUAUUGGACUAUCUAUGUUAUUGAGAAAUUAUAAAUUUGAUUGUUGUGAAAAAACUCAGAUUCCAUUAGAAUUUGAUAUUAAAAAUCCAUUGCUAUCAUCAAAGGGAGGUAUUUAUUUGAGAGUUGAAAAAAUAAAACAAUAAAAAA
Episyrphus balteatus (marmalade hoverfly) is the source of this 1560-nucleotide messenger RNA. Its product is annotated as probable cytochrome P450 6a23. The record is from RefSeq and is a predicted model, not a curated record. Bases 57 to 1556 code for a protein of 499 amino acids. Gene Ontology annotation, molecular function: iron ion binding; monooxygenase activity; heme binding. The transcript has 3 exons. NCBI's taxonomy places the organism in Eukaryota, Metazoa, Arthropoda, Insecta, Diptera, Syrphidae.